AUGGCCGCAGAGGACAUAUCGGCGAAGCCGCUGCCGGCACCAAACGUUGAUGCACCCAUUGCAUUGCAACCCACACAAGUGGAGGAACUUGCAAGUCGCAGCCGCAUCACAAAAGACAUGGAGGAUCAGUUCGAGGAAGAGUUGCUGGUGUUUGAAGCGCGCCAACGACCGGAGACCAGAAUGUCCAUGAUGGUGGAUGAUACCGUCAUGAAGGCUGAGGCAGCAGUUGCUCAAGAUGAGGCAGCACCUACGCAGAAGAAGCGCAGGAAAAGGAAAGCUCGCGAUCCCACUGGUUUUGGUGUUUUUCUCCGGCAAAAGCAGGCAAUGGAUCUUUCAGCAACCUUUCGCGACAUAGCGAAUGCCGCGACUCGAGAGUGGGCUGACCUCGGGGACGAAGCACGUGCUGCAUUCCGUUCCGGUGGCAAACUUCCGCGCCCGACACAGGCGCCAAAAAGGUUCCUUCCGGAGCCUUUCAGCAGCGCUGUGUACAGCAUGGAAGCCAAAGCAGCUGGCAUGGAAAGCCGUGAGGUAUACACCGUGAUUUGGCACGUCGACUGGGGCCAAGUCAAAGGGGAAGCUUUUUCCAAUGAAGAUGACGCCGAAAGCAAAUUCGACGAGCUGGACGGCGGCGCGUAUGCUGCAAUGCUGGUGGACAAGGCCUACAACGAGAUCAAAUACUACGGCACUCGGGGAAAGGUUCAGACGGAGAUGGAAGAAUACUGGAAACGGCACUUCAAGGGAUCGAAGGCUUGGGACCAGAUCAAGAAGAAGAACCAACCCAAGGAAUCCUCCGCAGUGGAAGUUGAGGUUAAGGACCAUGCUUUGGACGAGUCCCUGGCAGAGCUGCGCAAAGACCACUGGGUUUCUCAGGAGGAGCGUGCCGACCCGGUGGUGUUCCGAUGGGAGCUGGAUGAGACCAGGACGAAGAUUGAGAAAUGCCUGUGCGGCGAUCUCUUCUUGCCGAGCCCAGAGAAGGACAAGAUUGGCUUUCUCGAUCUGGCCCUGGAGAGGUUCGACACUGUGGCCCUGAAGCGCGAUCGCACAGAGGGGCACGUGAUCUCCGUGGACAAGGAGAGUCGCCUUUGUAAGGUCGUUUUUCCGGAGCGGGACGGCUCAGCGCGCAUUGGCUUCCAGACCCUCUCGAGCUUGAUGUUUCAGCGACGGAAAACCCCCGACGCUUUGCGACAGCUGCGAGCGCCAGACUUCUUCCCGCCUGAGGAGGGAGACCUGCACAAGGUGUCCACUGCAAAGCCUGACUCCAAACACCGGGGCAAUCUCGAGAAGGUCAUCCCGGUCAAGACUGUGUGGGAAGAUGAUGACACCGGUAAUUUUUGCUGGACAUACGGGAGCGAGGAGCUGGAUCUGCGCGCCGCCUCAACGACCUGCACUGCUUCUGGCAAGGUCGCAAUUCCGUUUCGGUUCAUACCUUCGCCAGACAUUAAAAAGAUGGUGGAGAACUCGGAGGAGGAGUUCAAGAAAAUCAGGGACCGAAAGACGCCACAAGGAUGGUGUUACCAAGCCAACUUUUGGCGUUUGUUGCAGUCAUCGGGGCAGUGCCAGCUGGAGGUGGCAGCAACCAUGGCUAACGUGGCCGAGCUUACCGAGCUCGCCUCAGGGAAGAGGCGCCAGGGUCUGACGAAGCGGGGUGCCGUCUGCGCCGACCCGAUCCGGGUUCGGAAGAGACGACCUCGCGUGGAUGUCAAAUGCACCGGCCAGGCCUUCCUCUGCAAGCCUGGAUCACGCCUCGGCUUGCUUGCAACGAAUGACUUUUCACUGCCCUACAUCUCCAGGUGUGUUGCGGCCGAAGAGAUGAUGGAGUCUGGACUUGUGAAGGUCAAUGUGGACAACUCCGAGGAGCAGCUGGACAUCGACCCGCGCCCCUCGCAGGCCGUUCAACUCAGCAACGUUUGCUACGAAGGUGGGAGGAAGUUGACUGUGCUCCUGGAGAGCGGGCGACUGAUUGAUGCCACGGUGCAAAGCAGGGAGGCCCGGCAUCGCCACGUCAUCGCUUACACCGAUGCGAAUGGAGGUGCCGCCAGUGCCACGAUUGACCUGAACGAGGCGAAUCAUGUCGAUGGUCACUUCGCCAGCUUCGAUGUGUCACUCUACCAGGAGUACUGCACCAAGCAGAUGAAUCGCUUCCGCUACCUUGAGGACAGUAUUACGUCUCAGAAGAUGGAUGUGGAGACGCAGGUCAUUUACAUUGACACAGCUGUUCAGAAGUCGAAAACCAAGAUGCCCGACAUCAAAAGCCUCGCCGACCUCCUCCUGGGCAGCGGAGACGGGCGCUUCAUUGGUGAGCAGAUCGUCUACAGGUGUCUGAUGGUCGCCGGCCCUGGGACUGGUAAGACCUGGUCCUCCUGCCAGCUGAUGUACCAUCUCUCGAAGGUGUGUGCCAACGAGUCUUCCACGGAGGGGAUUGUCAAAGUUCCCGUGCUGAUCUUCGCGCAGAAGUUAGCAGGCAUGAUUCGUGGACACCAGAUGAACGACAAGAUCUACGCAGAAAUGUGUGGGAAGGAAUAUGCAGACGUCCUUCUGAGAGCUUUGAAGCUCCGCAGUGCCAUCGUCAUCUUGGAUGGCAUUGAUGAAGCUUCGGAUGUCAAGGGCAUCAUGCAGGACUCCAUGCAGGUCUUUGAAGGUUUAGAGGUUCUGGGACAGUUCCUGCCGGCAAGAGUGGCCUUUUCCUACCUUUGGAAGGAUGAUGGCAGCUGGGACGAAAGCAAGCUGCAAAAGUGCCUCUCUGGUGAGGCCAGGCCGGAGAUGGAACAGGACUCGGGUGAGCUUGACACGCGCCUGGAGAAGAACGCGCCGGCGAAGGAGGUGGAGAGUUUUGUCAAGGCCGGAGAGCCUGAACAGGGAUUUUCUCGCUUCUCGAGCGCCCAGUUUGUGAGCCCCGAGAAGGAAACCGUGAGUGUACCGGAGACGUUCCCUGCGACAGAGGACUUUCCUCCAGGCCCUUCCCUUGCCAGGAAGCUCUACGAGCUGGCGGAGAAGAAGGCGAUGUCAACCAGCAGCCUGUGGCCGCAGGAUGCCCCCGAGGAAUCCACCGAGUACGAGCUCAUUCUUGGCCCACUGAAGGAUCCCGUGCGGGUCCACGAGAAGGCUGCGGAAUCGGAGCAUCUCGCUGAAGCAAAUGUUGUGGAUGUGAUCCGCGCGAGAUAUGCCACCAUGGGCCCACAUACCAUUCGCGAUGCUUCUUAUCCAUGGAGGGUUAUCCGAGGCAGUGGCAAGCAGAUGAAGACAUUUCUGGAGAUGAUUGCCAUUGGCUUUCCCUACGAGGUGGACGGGCAGGCGGUUAAACUGGAGCUUGCCCGCGUGAAGAACAAGUUCUCUUCCAAGGACAGCGAUCCUUCACGCUUCCGAAAUGUGCUGCUGAACCUGGAGCUCUCAUGCGGGCAGAUCUCCCACUUUGUGGAGCUGCAGGUCCACCACCAGUUGAUCCUGGGCUACAACGAAGCAACUCGCCUCAUCUCGGGUGAGGGAUUCGAACUCAAUGGCACUAAGACGAGCCACGCCCAUGACUUCUACGACUACUUCCGGCGGGAGUGA
Symbiodinium sp. CCMP2592 is the source of this 3549-nucleotide messenger RNA. NCBI's taxonomy places the organism in Eukaryota, Dinophyceae, Suessiales, Symbiodiniaceae. The record is from the annotation of a GenBank genome assembly.